AAUCGUAUAAAAGCGAGGCGCGGGAGUAUGUUUAAUCAUAACAUCUUCCAACUCAAUAGUUACAACAACUACAAAACAUCAAAACAUGAAAUUGUUUAUCAUCUCUCUUGUGGUGGUAGCUGUAGCAGCUGACCGUUUGGAUAACACUUACUUGCCCCCAAGUUCAGCCCAAACCGCAGGCGGCAAUGGCAACUUUCUGAACGCGCCGUCCGAUAAAUAUGGCGCACCCUCCGGUCAAUCCGGACGUUUCCAAGCCCCGUCAACAAACUACGGAGCUCCAGUCGGUAACAGCCAACAAGGAUACAACAAUGGUGGACAACAGCAACAAGCUGGUCCUGAUGCAGGCGCUGCUAUCUUGAAAUUCGACAACGAAAACAACGGCGAUGGCAGUUACCGCUUCGAAUACGAAACUGAAAAUAAAAUCCAACAUCAAGAAGCUGGUGAAUUGAAAAACCAAGGUACUGAACAGGAAGCACAAUCCGUAUCGGGUUCUUACUCCUAUAUGGGUCCUGAUGGUGUAACUUACACUGUUACUUACAUCGCUGAUGAAAACGGUUUCCGUGCCACUGGUGAUCACAUCCCAACUCCACCACCAGUACCAGAAGCCAUCCAGAAAUCUUUGGAGUUGAACGCCGCUGCUGAAGCCUCCAACAACCAGGGAUACUCUAAUGGUGGUUACCAAAAUGGUAACAAUGGUAACAAUGGUAAUAAUGGUUACCAAUCAAACGGAAACAAUGGUUACCAGUCUAAUAACAACAAUAACAACGGAUAUCAAAACAACAACGGAAAUGGUCAUCAUGCUGCUCCUUCCUCCGCUAGCAGGCAAUACAUCCCACCAAACAAGCCCAGCUUCAACCAACAAAACGGUUACCAGUAUUAAAUUAUUAUUAUCAUUAACAACGUGAUAAAACCAAGUA
Messenger RNA from Dalotia coriaria, 917 nucleotides. RefSeq names its product pupal cuticle protein 20-like. Gene Ontology annotation, molecular function: structural constituent of chitin-based larval cuticle. The transcript has 2 exons. The coding region runs from base 86 to 880 and encodes 264 amino acids. Lineage: Eukaryota; Metazoa; Arthropoda; Insecta; Coleoptera; Staphylinidae. Gene Ontology annotation, cellular component: chitin-based extracellular matrix. The record is from RefSeq and is a predicted model, not a curated record.